Molecule: messenger RNA, 1254 nt
Organism: Closterium sp. NIES-65
Lineage: Eukaryota; Viridiplantae; Streptophyta; Zygnematophyceae; Desmidiales; Closteriaceae
Source: the annotation of a GenBank genome assembly
AUGCUGUCAUGGCUACCCCCAGCAGACGGACUCUCCCUGUUCGAUCUCACCUCUGGUGCCUCUCUUGCCCCGCCUGCUGAUGCUGACAGCACUGUUCGCUCACAGUGGGCCACGCGCGAUGCUGCUGCCCGUCUUACCGUGCGUCGCCACUUACCGACCGCUGAGCGUGCGCACUUUAGUCAGUACAAGAGUGCUAAGACCUUGUACGACGCUGUAGUUGCACGCUACUCUUCCCCUGCCACUGCUGCUCUUAGCCGCCUCAUACUGCCGUACCUGUUUCCUAACCUCGCCGCCUUUCCCACUAUAGCUGACCUCGUUACGCACCUUCGCACUAGUGACACCCGCUACCGCGCUGCGCUUCCUGCUAAGUUCUGCGCCAAGAACUCCCCCCCCCCCCCCCCCAUGUACAUCACCCUCUACUACAUAGUCACCCGGCUCCCUGACUCCCUUCGCUCGGUCAGGGACCAAUUCCUCUCUGUUUGCCCCACCACACUCACCGUUGACCUCCUCGAGGAGCGCCUCCUGGCAGCUGAGAAGAGUAUAGUCGCUGUAGGAGCCUCUAGAGGUGACCCGCGUGCCCCUGUCUUUGAGGGGUGCUCCCCCUCCCCCCUUUUGCCCUCUGUUGCCUCUGCUGCUGCCGUCGACUUCGUUGGCACCGAGUCGGUCGGCGCUGCGUCUGCCCCUAGCGGGCGACGCCGCACCGGCAAUGGCAAGGGGGGCAAGGGCGCUGGAGGAGCUGGUGGGGGCGGUGGAGGUGGGGGUACUGGUCCGUGUACCUACGUCCUGCGUACCGGCGACCGCGCUAGUGAGCAGUGCGGGGGCUCGCACUCCACCCAGCGCCGCUUCGGCCGCCUGACGGACGCUUGGCGUCACCAGUUCCCUGACGCCACUGAGAUCCCUCAUUGGGGAGAGCUGUAUAGGGUGGGGGUUACUACCUUUGAUCUUGACUAUGAUGCAAUUCUUGCUGCCAUGUAUACUGUGUCUACUAGUGAUGAGGGUGACUGUUACCUGUGUGUUCCGCCUGACCCGGGCAUUGAGGUUGCUGCUCUAGGUGCUGGUGAGGCUGCUGCUCUAGGUGCUAGUGCGUCUGCUGCCCCAUGUGCUGGUGAGUCUGCUCUCUCAGGUACCACGUCGGCUCAGGCCUUACACACCUUCACCCUUGACUCGGGUGCUUCCCGCUCCUUCUUUCAAGAACGCACCACGCUUACGCCGCUAAAGUCGGCCGGUUGCGGUCUCCCUGGCGGACCCCUCUAG